This is a messenger RNA of Rhinocladiella mackenziei CBS 650.93, 1662 nucleotides long. RefSeq lists its product as uncharacterized. Lineage: Eukaryota; Fungi; Ascomycota; Eurotiomycetes; Chaetothyriales; Herpotrichiellaceae. The record is from RefSeq and is a predicted model, not a curated record. Gene Ontology annotation, biological process: maturation of SSU-rRNA from tricistronic rRNA transcript (SSU-rRNA, 5.8S rRNA, LSU-rRNA). The transcript is spliced from 2 exons. Gene Ontology annotation, cellular component: nucleus; nucleolus. The coding region runs from base 1 to 1662 and encodes 553 amino acids.
AUGAAAAGCUUGAAAGACCAGGUGCGCGAUCUGGAACUGAACAAAGCACAAGAUUUUGACCCAGAAGACAGCGCCUUUUCCUGCUCCAACGAAGACGAGUCUCAAAAUGAGGAAGAGCUGAAAGACGAUGCGGGCCGCGAACACUAUGAAACAGUGGGAAAAAGUAAUUUGAGGAAACCGGAACAACCCGUCCUCGGAGUGAAAUAUGAGGGCGUGGCAGUCAGCCGCAAAGUAUUAGUGGACGAUGAAGAUUAUGCCCCCUUUGCACCCGUGGAGGAGGACGAAGAUGAAGAUCCCUUUGCCGCGAAGAACGAAGAUGCUAGUGCCUCCGAAGAUGGGUUAGAUGUAUUCGGCGGUCUAGAUCAUGGAUCUGAGGUAGAGGAAGACGAAGAUGAAGAGAUUGACAGCGACGAAGCAAUGGGCGAAAGUGAUGCACCGAGGUUUGAAAAUUUCCAGUUCCGAGACAGUAAGGACAAUAGAAUAGAAUCUCCUUCGGAAGAUGAAACGUCUGCAGAGGACCUGUCAGACCAGUCCGAUGGUGGAUCUAUCGAUGAUUCAGAUAUCGGCGUGGACGACGAGGACGAGGAUCAAGACGACAAUUCCUCCGUUUCUUCAACCACCUCACCGCCUCCCCGAACGACUAACCCCCCUCGGAGUUCAGACCGCGAAGAACUCAAAAAAGUGGCCUUCUCAUCCACAUCAACGGCAGAACUGGCAUCUACACUAUCAGCUGGAGCCAACGCAGACGUCAAGAAAGGCCAAGCAGUCAAGCAACAACGACAGUCUUUCGAUCGCCUUCUCGAUGCUCGAAUCAAGUUGCAAAAAGGCGUCAGCGCGAUGAACGAGCUUCCUUCGACGACAAUCCUGACCGACGAGGAGAUCAAGAAAGCAGCGCAACAAGCAGAAGACGCCGCAUUGACAUUGUGGUCAACAAUCGACUCGAUCCGCUGCGCCAUGCUUUUCGCUCAAGACAAAAGCGAAUCUAAGCUAUCGUCACGAAAACGCCCCUUCGAAGCAACCCGGUCCACGCCACUCAGUGAGACUUGGCAGCAGACCCUCUUGUUGGACUCUGCCGCCCGCCCUCUCUGCCGGGGCACCCUCGACAAAUGGCACACCAAAACACAACCUGUUCUUGACACAUCGACACGAUCUAAACUGCUCAAACCAUCCCAAACAUCACACUCCCGCAUCACCGACGUCCUCGACACAUACCUAGCAACCGAAUCCGCUAAACUCACUGCUCUCUCGACCCCAACUCCAGAUAUAUAUGACGACGGCCCAUUCUAUCAGACUCUCCUCCGCGACCUAAUUGCGUCACGCAACGUCGACAAUCCCAUUUCCGCAUCGGCACUUGGUGGUGGCCAAGGGACAUAUCUACCCACGAAACUGCACCCAUCUGGCUCGCGCGGGAAGAAAGUCGACACCAAAGCCUCCAAGGGCCGCAAGGUACGGUAUACCGUGCACGAGAAGCUGGAGAAUUUCAUGGCGCCGGAAGAUCGGACAACGUGGACGGAUGCGGCGAGGAGUGAAUUUUUUGCGAGUUUGUUGGGCAGCUCGGCGCCGUUGAAUGAGGAUAGUGGUGGCGAGAGUGAGGGAGGGAGAAGUGGUGACGAGGAUAUGAUGGAUGGAGAGAGCCAGGCGCUGAGGUUGUUUAGAAAUUAA